GUUUACAAAGGAAUGACGUCACAUCGCGCAUGCGUAUUCCUUCUUAGUUUGGCUUGAUAACUUUUCUGGACGACCUACACGAAAGUGCAGUCUAAAAAUGUACAAAAUACUUACCAUUUUGGGAGUUGCUCUGGCAGCAUUUUUAUUUUUUGAAUUUGGAAAUGCCAUCCAGUGCUACCAGUGUAAUUCCUAUUUCCAGCAGGACUGUGCUGAUUACUUUAACAACCACUCACAUGCCCUUGUAGACUGUGGAGAUAAUGUCACUAUGUGUAGGAAAAUUGUCCAGGAAGUUUACUACAACGACGAGUGGAAUGUGCGCUACAUCCGUCAGUGCGCCCCAAGUGGAGAGAUCGGAGAUGACGAAGGUCGUGUUUGCAAGGAGAGAACUGGAACAUACCGUGUUAAGAUGCGAUACUGUCAUUGUGGAAACCAGAAGGGUUGCAACAGUGCCACCAGCAUACAGUUGUCUCUUGUCAUGAUGCUUCUCCCAGUUGUAGCUGCCAUUAAAUCUCAAUUUUCACAUCUCUUAUGAAAACUGUGUUAAGUUUUAGGUGUUUUUUAAAGUUAAAAAAAAUUCCAUUUUAAAAAUGAACCAAAAAAUAUGGUAUAUCUACAAAUUUUUUUAGGGUCUAUGCAAAAUUUUGAUUAGCAAUUCAGUUUUGAAAAAUGGAAAGAAAAGAACAUUUGAAAUCACUAGUGUGCAUAUGUAUUUAAAACAAAAAAUUCUGGAUUUUUAAUAUUUCCAAUUUAUUCUGGAAGAAUCUCAUUUGAUCAUCAUUAUCAUAUUAUCAUUUCUUUUUGCUGAAAUAUUCAUAAACAAAAGCUUAAAAUAAAAUUAACACAAUAAUAUGAAUAUUCACAGUACUUAGCAAAAGUAACAAAGUUGAAAUUAUGAAUUUUAAUGUAUUGUGUAAUGAUGAUAUCCAAAAUGAAACUUCUGUAAUUGAUUUUCAUAUCCAUAUGAUAUUUGCAACUACACCAAUGCUUGUAUUUUCAUGUUAGAUUUUAGAUUUCACAAUUUUUAACAUUUGAUAAAAUUUGUGCAAUGUUUUCCUCCCCUGUUUUUUUUUUUUUUUAGUAGGAUUUGUUUUGAAGCAUGGUCAGCAUGCUGCUUGAUGUAGAUACAAUAGUAUGUUCCUGUAACUCAUGUUGAUAGCUACAUGUACAAAAGUGGCACUUAAAACAUGUACAUGAUGUAAAUACUCCCUCUAUCUAUCAUUUAAACAUCUGAUGUGUACAGAGGCAAUAUUACCAGGUCGAGAGUGUUAAUGGUACAUUAAGCUAUGAACAUGAAUUAUUCCACUAGAAAUAUCAUCCUGAAUAAAUUUUCUUUUAUAGAUGUGUUGAAUUUAAGAUGUACAUGUUAACGCUUUGAAGUGGAUGGUGCACAAAGGAGUUAAUAAUGCUCUUUGACAGUCAGAAAAAUGCAUUUUUUUAAAUUGACAAUUUGCAAAGCACAGUACACAGUCUAUAAACGAGAGUAGAUGUGAAGUGUGAAAGAAUAGAUUCUUUAUGUCAUACCUGGGUCAUAUUAUACAUAUGAUUUACAUAUUCGUUGCAAAAAAUUUAUUUUUCGAUUAUUUUCAAUGAACUCUUUAUUUUUCCAAUUGCUUGAUAUAAUCUUCAUUAUCAGUUAUACAAAAUUUUUGAUAUUGUAAAUUUUCCUAAGUUAUCAUUCCAUUUUUAUUUUGAAGGUUGUGUAUAACAGUGUUGUGAUAAGCAUCUAUUGGCUUACAUAACCAUUCCCGACAGAUUGUUUAUUUUUCAUUUUGUAUGAUUGCAGAACUUAAAUGCACUAAUUAUCAAGAUUUAUUUGUUCAAUGGCAGGUAUUGAUAUUUUGUUAAACACGAAUUCAAGGACUUGUACAUUUAGUCAGAUUUCUUAAUAAAUUUUUAAUUUUU
Molecule: messenger RNA, 1902 nt
Organism: Saccostrea echinata
Lineage: Eukaryota; Metazoa; Mollusca; Bivalvia; Ostreida; Ostreidae
Exons: 3
Coding region: 98-532 (144 amino acids)
Biological process (GO): sleep; positive regulation of voltage-gated potassium channel activity; regulation of synaptic transmission, cholinergic
Source: RefSeq, a predicted model, not a curated record